Messenger RNA from Meleagris gallopavo (turkey), 6539 nucleotides. Lineage: Eukaryota; Metazoa; Chordata; Aves; Galliformes; Phasianidae. The record is from RefSeq and is a predicted model, not a curated record.
AUGGGCGUUUUGAAUCCCGUUCCCGUUGUGGCCCCGUCCUGCAGUCGGUGUUUCUUGCUGGGGGAGAUCGAGAAGGAGGAGAAGGAGAAGGUGUGGUACUACGCACAGCUGCAGAGCCUCUCCAAGCGCCUGGAGGAGCUGCCCCACGUGGAGACGUUCUCCAUGCAGAUGGAUCUCAUCCGGCAGCAGCUGCAGUUCGAGGCGCAGCACAUCCGAGCGCUGAUGGAGGAACGCUUCGGGACGGCGGAUGAGAUGGUGCAGCGGGCACAGAUCCGGGCAUCCCGGCUGGAGCAGAUCGACAAGGAGCUGAUGGAGGCUCAGGACAAAGUGCAGCCACCGGAGCCGCAGCUCUGCACAAAGCUGCCGGGCACAGAGGAGGACAGCAGUGUGGACGUCCCGACGCACCCUGAGGAUGGGGGCAGCAGCAAGGUGGAGGUGGUCUUCUGGCUGCUGUCCAUGCUGGCCACGCGGGACAAGGACGACAUGUCGCGCACGCUGCUGGCCAUGUCCAGCUCACAAGAGAGCUGCUUGGCCAUGCGCAAGUCGGGCUGCCUGCCGCUGCUCAUCCAGAUCCUGCACGACUCCGACCGUGAGCCGGGACCCCCCGAGAGCCCCUCCGGUGCCAAGGACGCCCGCAUGCGCGCCAACGCCGCGCUGCACAACAUCGUCUUCUCGCAGCCCGAUGAGGGGCAGGCCAAGAAGGAGAUGCGGGUGCUGCACGUGCUGGAGCAGAUCCGCUCCUACUCGGAGACCUGCUGGGAUUGGCUGCAGAUGCAGAGCAGGGAUGGGGGCAAAGGGCCCGAGGGCAGCACGGCACCGGUGCCCAUCGAGCCCCAGAUCUGCCAGGCCACCUGUGCCAUCAUGAAGCUCUCCUUCGAUGAGGAGUACCGGCGUGCCAUGAACGAGCUGGGUGGGCUGCAGGCGGUGGCUGAGCUGCUGCAGGUGGACUACGAGAUGCACAAGAUGACGAGCGAUCCCCUGAACCUGGCGCUGCGGCGCUACGCAGGGAUGGCCCUCACCAACCUCACCUUUGGGGAUGUGGUCAACAAGGCAACGCUGUGCUCACGCCGGGGCUGCAUGGAGGCCAUCGUGGCCCAGCUGGGCUCCGACAGCGAGGAGCUGCACCAGGUGGUCUCGAGCAUCCUGAGGAACCUCUCCUGGAGAGCCGACAUCAACAGCAAGAAGGUGCUGCGGGAGGUGGGCAGCGUGGCGGGGCUGACGCAGUGCGCGCUGCACGCGGCCAAGGAGUCCACACUGAAGAGUGUCCUGAGCGCGCUGUGGAACCUGUCGGCACACAGCACAGAGAACAAAGCCGCCAUCUGCGGCGUGGAGGGGGCCCUGGGCUUCCUGGUCAGCACCCUCACCUACAAGUGCCAGAGCAACUCGCUGGCCAUCAUCGAGAGCGGCGGCGGCAUCCUGCGCAACGUCUCCAGCCUCAUCGCCACGCGUGAGGACUACAGGCAGGUGCUCCGGGAUCACAACUGCCUGCAGACGCUGCUGCAGCACCUGCGCUCGCACAGCCUCACCAUCGUCAGCAAUGCCUGCGGCACGCUUUGGAACCUGUCUGCCCGCAGCCCCCGCGACCAGGAGCUGCUCUGGGACCUGGGGGCGGUCAGCAUGCUGCGCAACCUCAUCCACUCCAAGCACAAGAUGAUCGCCAUGGGCAGCGCGGCCGCGCUCCGCAACCUGCUCACCAACCGGCCCCCCAAGUACAAGGACACGGCCGUUGUCUCGCCGGGCUCCUGCAUGCCAUCUCUGUACAUGCGCAAGCAGAAGGCGCUGGAGGCCGAGCUGGAUGCCAAACACCUGGCUGAGACCUUUGACACCAUGGAGAAGCAGAGCUUGAAGAGCCAGAGCGCCAAGAAGCCGCUGCGGCACAUGGAGAGCCUGGUGAAGGACUACGCCUCCGACUCGGGCUGCUUCGAUGACGAUGAGGUGCCCAACAUCUCCACUGGUGUGGAGACAGCCAGCGCCUCCGUCCUCUCCAUGUUCCUGGGCUCCUCUUUCCUGCAGGGCCAGGCACUGCCGCGGGCUCUGGCACACAGACGGUGCCCAGAACCGGAGAAGGACGAUGGUGGGAAGCCGGCGGAGACCAAGAAGCUGCCGCUGCCGGAGGACGACGUCUCUCUGGCCGCCGAGAAGCUGGCCAACAAGAUCUCCAGCACGGUGGCCAAGAUCGACAAGCUGGUGGAGGACAUCUCCACCAUGCACACGUCCUCGGAUGACAGCUUCAGCCUCAGCUCAGAGGACCACGGCCUGGACUGGCAGUAUGGCCCCGAGGAGCCGCCCGAGGUGCGCGCCCACUCCUGCUCCCCGUGCCGUCUCUCGGACACCGGAGGCUCUGCCAGGCGUGAGGGACUGAGCCGGGCGCGAGCGCUGCUGCGGCUGAAGACGGCGUACACCAGCCUGUCCACAGACAGCCUCAACAGCGGCAGCACCAGCGAUGGCUAUUGCCCGAAGGAGCACAUGAAGCCCUGCACCAGGGCCCCCUUUCUUGACUACAGGGAUGAGCUGCAACGCUACCAGAAGCGGCCCAGCAGGCUGGACCUCAAGAGCAUCCUGGGCACCAAGCCUGACCCCCCUGUGCUCAGGGCUGAGCCGGAUAAGCCAGAGCAGAGAGAGGCACCGGAGCGGGGCAGGAAGGCGGUGACCUUCCCCAGUCCCAAAGCACUGGAAACCGGGAGGAAGAAGGAGAUGGGUGGCAAACUGCCCACCGACCCACAGGUGCACACCAUCAAGCUCUCGCCCUCGUACCAGCAUGUGCCCUUGCUCGGGAACCUGGCCAAGAGCAGCACAGCCAUCAGCCACCACACCUCGCUGCUGGGAAGGAAGCAAGCCUGGCUGCCCCCGGCCCUCCUGCAAACAGCCGACAACCUCAGCAAGAUCCCUGAGAAGCUGCCAGCCCAGCCCCUAGCUCCGGCUGAGCAGGAGUCGGUGCAGAAGUACUCGGUGGAGGACACCCCCAUCUGCUUCUCCCGCUGCAGCUCCCUCUCCUCCCUCUCCUCAGCCGACAAUGUGCUGGAUGGGCAGAGCCACAGCGAGAAUGACCUGGACAGCGACUCCUCACUGGAGAUCCUGGAGAUGGAUGAAGGGGAUGGGGAAGCUGAGGACACGAGGCAGGAGAAGGAGAAGGCGGAGAUGGGUCCGACAACACCGGUGGGGAUCUCCCAGCCCAUCACCAUCCCCUUCUCCAAACGUGACAAGCUUUUCCUGCGGGAUGCAUCCCCCUCCCGCCAGGAGGACCACACUCCCUCCAGCUCCUCAGAGAACUACAUCCAGGAGACGCCGUUGGUGAUGAGCCGCUGCAGCUCCGUCAGCUCUCUGGGCAGCUUCGAGAGCCCAUCCAUCGCCAGCUCCAUCCAGAGUGACCCGUGCAGUGAGAUGAUCAGCGGCACCGUCAGCCCCAGCGAGCUGCCUGACAGCCCUGGGCAGACCAUGCCACCCAGCCGCAGCAAGACGCCGCUCUUCGAGCUGGGCUGCCCACCCGAGAAGGAGACCAGCCAGUUCAACAUCCAGUGGGAGAACAACGUCAAGAAGUUCAUGGAGAUCACCGACUUCAAGGAGCGCUUCCAGCUGCCCCAGGACCUGGACUCCAUGGUCUAUUUCACAGUGGAGAAACCCAAUGAGAAUUUCUCGUGCGCCUCCAGCCUGAGCGCCCUGCCGCUGCACGAGCACUACGUGCAGAAAGACGUGGAGCUGAAGCUGAUGCCCACCUUCCCCGAAAAGAACAGCCUGAAUUUUGCAGUGCACGAGGAGCGGGAGGAGAGGGAGGAGCAGCUCCUGGAGGGCCAACGCCGGGCAGAGCCCAGUUCUGACGACGACAUCGAGAUCCUAAAGGAGUGCAUCAGCUCCGCCAUGCCCUCACGCUUCCGCAAGGUGAAGAGCUCGCUGCUCUCCGGGCAGGUCCUGCACCCGCACACCAAGAAGCCGGUCCACGUCCCCGUCUACAUGCUGGUGCCCACGCACACUGCUGUCCCCAAGCACCUCCGUGCCGCCGCCCGGGAGCUCUACAAGGAUGAUGACUCCUACACCGAUUCGGCUGACGGGACCCCCGUCAACUUCUCCAGCACAGCCUCGUUGAGCGAUGAGACCCUGCGUGGCCCCAAGGAGGAGGCUGAGCCCCCCCACGGUGCGGGGAGGAGACGGGAAAUGGGCACUGCGGCGUCGCCGGCACGGAGAUCUGCUCUAGGCAGCUCGGCGCACACACGGCCCAGCUCAGCCUGCAGGGGCAGGGCGGGCUCCAGCCGGGACAGCCCCGUGCCACCGGGCAGAGGUGCGGAGGGGAAGCGGGGACAGCCCAUGCUCGGCACGGAGCCAGAGGUGGGGAGGAGCGGCAGCCCUGGGACGCGGCCCUGCAGCCUGCCCGGGAGGAAGGAUGGUAUGCGCGAGGAAGGGGCGGCCUUCCAGUCGCUGUGCCACACCACGCCGACUGAAGAAGCCGUCUACUGCUUCUAUGAGCACGACUCGGAUGAGCCUGGGCUGGGCAAGGAGGUGCCCGGCGGUGGAGCGCAGCCCGGCCGGGCGCUGCGGAGGGAGCGCUGCGGGGGCUCCGUGCCCAGGAGGGAGCCUGAGACGAAGGGCAAAGCGAAGGGCAAGCUGCAGCACAACCUGAUUGCUGAUGAGACACCGCCGUGCUACUCGCUGAGCUCCUCCAUGAGCUCCCUGAGUGAUGGCAACCCUGGCGAGGGUGAGGAGCGUGGUUCAGCCCCCCGGCAGCGCGCAGCGGUGGGGCAGACGCAGGGCCGCUCCCCCAGCCCCAACUCGGAGGACGAUCUCCUGCAGAAGUGCAUCGGCUCUGCCAUGCCCAAGCGCCGGCGGCCCUCAACGAGGCGGAGGACGGCGGAGAGGAAGCAGAAGCCGAAGGGCAGCGCUGGGAGGGAGCGCCCGGCAGAGGGCAGGCAUCGCCCCGAGGAUUUGGGCUCUGACGGCGGCUCCGACCUGGACAGCGUGGAGUGGGAGGCCAUCCAGGAGGGAGCCAACUCCAUCGUCACCUGGCUGCACCAGGCUGCGGCGUCGCUGUCGCGGGAGCCUUCCUCCGAGUCUGACUCCAUCCUCUCCUUCGUCUCAGGGCUCUCAGUCGGCUCCACUCUGCAGCUCUCCCUGGACAGGGCUGAGAAGAAACGCUCUGGAAGUGCGGCCGGGCGGGAGACGGAGAGGAGGGAGCGUGCCAAGAGCCGCCCGGAGGCGAAGAAGGUGCCGAGCGCCCGUCCUGCUGGCAGUGCGAGGGCAGAGAGGAGCCCAGCACCGAGCAAGCCCGUGCCCAACCUGCCGGUGGUUUUCCGCGGCAGGACCGUCAUCUACAUGCCCAACUUGGCCAAGGACGCGCCCAGCCCGCGCUCCACCCCAAAGAAAUCCCCCAUGGCCAAACCCCCGGCGCCCAAGAAUCUGUCGCUGAGCCAGCAGCGUUCCCGCAGCCUGCACCGCCUGGGGAAGCCGCCCGAGGGGGGGGACCUGGCUCUGCCCAAGCGCAGCACCACGCCCCCUGCCCGCAUCGCCAAGGGGCCGCCGUCCUCGGGCUCGUCCCGCACCUCCACGCCCUCGCAGCACGUGCCCAAGAAGCUGCCGUCACCCUCGCAGCUCUCCAAGCAGAGCCCCGUGCAGACGGGCAAGACGACCGGCCCCCCCUCCCCGCCCGGCCCCUCGGCCAAGCCCAGCCCCUCCCGGCUGCCGGUGAAGACGGCCGUCCCGGAGCCCUUCAAGCGGUAUUCCUCAUCGCCCAACAUCAGCGUGCCGCGCCGCACCGGCAGCCCGUCCUCCGUCCUCUCCGCUCGCUCCGAGGCGUCGGCGCGGCGGCGGAAACCCGGUGAGGCGACGGAGGAGAAACCGCCGACGGCGAUGAUGAAAGGCACGUGGCGACGCAUCCGCGAUGAGGACAUCCCGCACAUCCUGCAGAGCACGCUGCCCUCCACCGCGCUGCCGCUGCUCAGCGCCGCCGAGGAGCCGCUCCCCGGCCCCAGGAAGACGAGCGAUGCCGUGGUGCAGACCGAGGACUUCGCCACCACCAAGACCAACUCCAGCACCUCGCCCACGAUGGAGAGCCCCCGGCACGAUGGCGAAGCCCCGGCGCCCACCAAGGCCGCUCUGCCCAUCUCCUUCGGGCACGAGGCUCCGGCCGGGACCUUCCCCGCCAGCCGGCACAGCUCCCCGAGCCGCGCCGCCCGCGUCACUCCCUUCAAUUACGUCCCCAGCCCCAUGGCGGUGCCGGCAGUGGCCGACAAAGCAGUGGAGAAAAUCCAGGCGUGAGCGGCUGCCACGGACGGACCCCGACGGACGCCUCCUGCCCGCGGGGAUGGAGACGUGGGACGGCCGGGACCCCUCCCCUGCCCAGAUGGGAUUUAUUCCAAUGCAGCUCCAAAGGUUCCCGUGCUGAAGACCAGGCGAAAUCCCAUGGGUGGGGACCGAUCCCUGCAGCCAAGCGCUUCUCAGUGCCCGGGGGAGUCCCCGGGGCACGGCAGCCCUAGGGGUCGUGUCCCCACAACCCAGAAACACAACAAAGCAAAGCCUUAACGCCAGGCUCGCGCCGCACGCUUCAGCUCGCG